AUGGACCGCAACGAGUCUCCUCCUCCCCCUGGCCCAAGCCAGCACCGCAUCCUCGUCCAGUGCCACCCGCAAGAUCGGGAGGCAGCCAGUGUGGCAAUGGCGGAGGACGAUGCAGCCGUGGAGAAGAAGCGAAACGAGCAAGAUGCAGACGACGAGACAUGGACGCCCUCCUCAUCCCAAGAGUCCAACGAGUCCGUUGAAUACGAAGAGCACAACGAGGGGAACGAGCUAGGCAAUCCCGAUACGCCCCAGGCUACCGCCAUUGACAACGACGGGUCUGACAACGACGGGUCUGACAACGACGGGUCAGACACCGCCGCAGAAGACGAAGACAACGGUGAUGAUACUGAGAAGUCCAGCUUGCAGAAAGAUCCCGGUGUCCCCGACUAUCCGCCUGCUCUCACUUUUGAUGUUCUGCUUGAAGUGCUAAGGAGGCGCAAGAAGUACAAUGGCCCGAUACCCAGGUUCAUCGAAAGAUAUAUUUCCGGUCUGGCCAAAUUGAGCUAUCAGGAGUGGAACGUCGUGGUCAAGCUCGUGCGGGAAAACGAGGAGACUCUCGCGAAAUACCUGGCGCAAGACAGCGGCAAGAGGAACGACCUGAAAGAGGACAGCGAGAUUCUGGUAAAGGCCUGGGAACAGUCGUGGAGGGAUUUUUACGGGUGGACCAGACAAUAG
This is a messenger RNA of Dichomitus squalens LYAD-421 SS1, 675 nucleotides long. RefSeq lists its product as uncharacterized. The record is from RefSeq and is a predicted model, not a curated record. The transcript has 2 exons. NCBI's taxonomy places the organism in Eukaryota, Fungi, Basidiomycota, Agaricomycetes, Polyporales, Polyporaceae. The coding region runs from base 1 to 675 and encodes 224 amino acids.